UUCCACUAUAUACUUACUCUUAUUCUCUCAUUAUUUCAACUUUAUCAAGCAAAAUUAUAUAUCUUUCUCUCUGAUUUCUCUGCAAAACUCCCCAGUUGAUCAUAUUUCUCUCUCUCAUCAAAAUAUGGUACAGUCAAGAAAGUUCAGAGGCGUCAGGCAACGCCAGUGGGGCUCUUGGGUGUCAGAAAUUCGCCACCCUUUACUGAAGAGAAGGGUGUGGCUGGGGACAUUUGAGACGGCUGAGGCUGCAGCUCGGGCAUACGACCAGGCAGCCAUAUUGAUGAAUGGUCAAAACGCCAAGACAAAUUUCCCUGCUGGAAAGAGUAGUAACGACCUUAAUAACAGUGAGACACUAGUACCAGAUGAUGAUCACGAUGUUGAUCGCCAUGGUGGUCGUGAUGCAGCACCGUUGUGUCCCAAGGCGCUUUCGGAGCUACUUAGUAUUAAGCUAAGGAAGUCCUGCAAGGACCCUUCUCCUUCCCUCACUUGCCUUAGACUCGACAACGACAAUUCUCACAUCGGGGUGUGGCAGAAACGUGCCGGAUCUCGUGCUGGCUCCGACUGGGUCAUGAGAAUCGAGCUCGGCCGUGGCCAGAACAAGAACACCACCACCACUACCAACCCCACAGUAGCAACAACAGCAGCAGCGACUACUACUACUACCACUAGUAGUGCUACAACUAUUUCAGAUAUUGAUGAUCAAGAAUGGGAUCAACAUGUGGGAACCAAUAAUGUUGACCUGUUGACUAAGUCAACGAGAGUAGUACUUGGGAGUAGUAAGAGUUGUUCGGAGCAUGAUCAGCUGGUAGCAGCGGCCUGCAGCCAGAACGAUGAGGAUAAAAUUGCAAUGCAGAUGAUUGAAGAACUACUUAACUGGAAUUACCCUAUUUCUUCUGCAUCUUCUUCUGCUGAUUAUAUUGCUCCUGCUCAACAGUUUAAUAUCUAGUUAGUUAAUUUAGCUUUACAAAUAUUCAAAUUAGAUAUCCAACUUUAUAUAUAUAUAUAUAAAUAUAUAUAUAUAUAUUUAUAUGUAUAUAUAUAUAGCUACUAGAGCGUCAUCAUGUCAUGCGCAUAUAAGUAAUUGUUUGUAGCUAUAUAUAUAUAUUACUCGAUUACUCAUUUUAUAAACUGUAAGAAAGUGUAUUACACGAUCCAAUUGUUCAUUAGUACGUACUCUGCAUAGUAAAUUAACAUAUAUCAGAAGGAUACUGUGUCUUCC
Messenger RNA from Humulus lupulus (European hop), 1219 nucleotides. Its product is annotated as ethylene-responsive transcription factor SHINE 2-like. Gene Ontology annotation, molecular function: DNA-binding transcription factor activity; DNA binding. Gene Ontology annotation, biological process: regulation of DNA-templated transcription. NCBI's taxonomy places the organism in Eukaryota, Viridiplantae, Streptophyta, Magnoliopsida, Rosales, Cannabaceae. The record is from RefSeq and is a predicted model, not a curated record. The transcript is spliced from 2 exons. The coding region runs from base 125 to 946 and encodes 273 amino acids.